AUCUUUUUUCACACCUUUCUUCAAAGCAUUUUCAGGCAUCGCGUGCGCGUAAUGUUUAUCUUCUUCCUUUUCGAGUACCAUUUCUUAGGUACGAUUUGUUAAUUAAUAGGCUUCGGCCAUAUGCCGUUUUCUACAUGUCCCCUGCGACUCUUCUUCGCAAUGCUUUGCGAGCCCUCAUUCCUCUCGCCGUAGCUUGUACUUUCUAUUUGUAUCUUUAUCCAAUCUUUCUUGGCUGUGCGUUUCCACUUCCACGAACAGACGAUCGUAGCGUAGCGUUCCAACAUACUUUGCGACAGCAUGUUCAUCCGACUUCGAGCAAGGCCGCACCGUUUCGGCUCCUCGCGCUCGGUGACCCUCAGUUAGAAGGCGAUACCUCCAUUAGGAACUAUGAUCGAGAGUCCUUUCCUCACUUGACGUGGGCUAUUCGUCAUCUUACCUACAAGACCGAUCAUCCAUCCCUACGCAAACGCUUGCGACAGGUGGUUCACGAUAUUGUUGAUAUCUUCUUCGACGACAUCCCCGAUACGCUCGAGUCCGUUCGCAAGCGAAUAGACUUGUUCGGAAACGAUUUCUACCUUGCCCACAUCUACCGAACGCUACGAUGGUGGACUAAACCUACUCACGUCUCUGUUCUAGGAGACUUGCUAGGAAGUCAAUGGAUCAAGGAGAAAGAAUUUAACCGGAGGAGUUGGAGGUUCUGGAACCGUUCAUUCAAAGGAGGCGAGCGUGUUCCUGACGAAGUUGCUACCUAUCCCGCCGAGGAAUACGAACCAGCUGGGUUACUUGGCGUUGAGGAUGAUAACGCCGCGGCCUGGCGCCGCAGAAUAAUCAACGUAGCUGGUAACCAUGAUAUCGGGUAUGCGGGCGAUCUGACAGUGGAGCGACUGGAACGAUUUGAACGCGCAUUUGGCAAAGCCGCCUACGAGCUACGAUUCGAGCUACCUAUUACCAACCCGGUAGUUAAUGCUACUAUCUACAACGAAAAAACGAACCCUGACUCCAACCGCCUAGCUCCAGAGCUCCGCAUUCUCAACGUUAACAAUAUGAACCUUGAUACACCGGCUGCAGACCAGAGUCUCCAGGAUAAGACGUAUGCCUUUGUAAACGAUGUUAUCAACACAGCCACCGCGGUCGAAUACCAAGGUCACUUCACGCUCGUGCUAACUCAUAUACCCUUGUACAAACCUGAAGGGGUCUGCGUUGACGGUCCAUUUUUUGAUUUCCAUACGGGUGGUGGUGUCAAAGAACAGAACCAUCUUUCGGCCGAUGCGUCCCGUGGAUUUUUGGAAGGUAUCUUUGGAUUAAAUGGCGAUUCAAACGCUCCGGGACAUGGUUUAGGUCGUAAGGGCGUCGUGUUAAAUGGACACGACCACGAAGGCUGUGAUACGUAUCACUAUAUCAACCAGACGGAAGGUGAUGAGCGUCAAUGGCGCGUUACUCGAUGGCCUACUGCUAAAGCGGAUCAGCUCCCCGGCAAACCUGGAAUACCAGGUCUGAGAGAAAUCACCGUCCGAAGUAUGAUGGCUAUGUACGGCGGUUAUGCUGGCUUGCUCAGCGUUUGGUUUGACGAGGACACCUGGCAGUGGGAGUACGAGUUCGCUUACUGUACUUUGGGCCGCCAGUACUUUUGGUGGUUCGUUCACAUAUUUGAUCUCAUCGUCCUUGUCGCCAUUGUGGUCUACGGCGUCUUGCAAGCAGCUAUAGCAGCUGGUUUCGACGUCGACAAGUGGCCAACAGCCAAAACGACUGUACCUCCCGUUACUACAAACGGAAAUGGCGUUAAAAAACCUAUUCACGUUGCGAACGGCGAGGCUACGAAGGAAUAAGUUCCUGUCUGUAUAACAAGUAGCGAGGCUGCGGCAUGGAAAUAUAACGAGUCAUGAGUACCUUGUACUAAUAUAAAAAUUUGAAUCAUAGAAUACCUAGACAACUAAUAGAAUAUCGGUAUUGGUAUCAAAGCGAUCAUAUGAUAUGUGCGGGUUCUUUUCCUAUACGCGACUGGAGCAUCAAAAGAAUCAAACGAAUACGAUUCCAAUAUAUUUUUAUUACCGUAACGAUCCAUCCUACACCGAAUCACAGCUUGAAAUCAAGAACCACGACGUUAACGUGUGGGUUCGACUCUAUGUCCGCGGCGUUGCUCGACCGCGUGAACACCGACAGCACGUUGUCGUGAUCCAGCCUCGUGG
Messenger RNA from Daldinia caldariorum, 2186 nucleotides. RefSeq lists its product as uncharacterized. Gene Ontology annotation, cellular component: endoplasmic reticulum. The transcript has a single exon. Lineage: Eukaryota; Fungi; Ascomycota; Sordariomycetes; Xylariales; Hypoxylaceae. The record is from RefSeq and is a predicted model, not a curated record. Gene Ontology annotation, biological process: GPI anchor biosynthetic process. The coding region runs from base 135 to 1826 and encodes 563 amino acids.